UGUGCUCUCGUGAUUUUCUCUACAAAUUCUCUCUCUCUAGACUGAACCCAAAUUCUCUCUCCAAAACUCUGCAAAGACAGAGCACAAAAAUGGCAGCCUUAUAGAUAAAGCCAAUUCUUGGCAUCCUCUCUUUUCUUUUUGUAUCCAUGGCGCAAUUUCAAUUUCCAGGUAUUCUACUCUGUUUCUUCCUUCUUCUAUUUCAUCAUCUUGUUGACUCCGAACCGAUUCAGGACAAACAAGCCUUACUCGAUUUCAUUUCUCAUGUUCCUCACUCGAAUCGUAUUCAAUGGAACUCCAAUCAAUCCGUCUGCAAUUGGGUUGGCGUCAGCUGCAACGCCGAUCAAUCGUCGGUUUUCAACCUCCGACUUCCGGCGGCUGGUCUUGUAGGUUCAAUUCCUCCUAAUACAAUUGGAAAACUUUCUCAAUUAAGAGUUCUUAGUCUCCGUCUUAAUCGUCUUUCUGGUCAGAUUCCAUCUGAUUUCUCUAAUUUAAAGCUUCUCCGAAGUUUAUACCUUCAGGGUAAUCAAUUAUCCGGCGAAUUUCCGGUUACUAUUCCUGAAUUAUCUGGCUUGAAUCGAUUAGAUCUCUCUAGUAAUAACUUUAAUGGGUCAAUACCUUUCUCUAUCAAUAAUCUCACUAGCCUGACUGGUCUUUUCCUGGAAAACAAUGGCUUUUCCGGUAACUUACCAACCAUUAACAUAUCAAGUCUUACAGAAUUCAAUAUCUCGAAUAACCAAAUAAAUGGAUCGAUUCCCGAAACCCUUUCUAGAUUCCCAGCAUCUGCAUUCGCCGGAAACAUCGGGCUUUGCGGCGGUCCGUUGGUUUCCUGUGGCCCGUUCUUCCCCUCCCCAUCCCCGACACCAUCCUCGCCGGAGAAACCCAUAUCAAAGAAAUCGAAGAAGCUAUCGACUGGAGCUAUUGUGGGUAUAUCAAUUGGAGCUGGGUUUCUUUUCUUCCUACUUCUACUACUCUGUAUCAUUUGUAUACGCCGGAAAAAGCGUCGGGUCGGUGAGAAAACGAAGCCAUCGACGGCUGUCAGAUCAGUCGGUGCGACGACGGGUACAACUUCAAAUCCUGAUCAAGCAGGUCCAUCGUAUGUUACAACUGAUUCAGUUGAAGGAGGAGAGAAAACGAAACUAGUGUUCUUUAACGGAGGGAAUUACAACUUCGAUUUAGAAGAUCUACUUCGUGCGUCGGCGGAAGUUCUUGGAAAAGGCACUGUCGGAACAGCGUAUAAAGCAGUUCUAGAAGAAGGCACGACAGUUGUCGUGAAAAGGCUUAAAGAUGUUGUUGUUUCUAAGAAAGAUUUCGAAACACAAAUGGAUAUCAUCGGAAAUAUUAGACACGAUAAUGUUGUAUCAAUCCGUGCUUAUUAUUAUUCAAGAGAUGAAAAAUUACUCGUCUAUGAUUACAUGCCCGCCGGCAGCUUAUCUUCUCUUCUUCACGGUAGCAGAGGAUCCGGCCGGACGCCGUUGGAUUGGGAAAAGAGAGUAAAGAUAGCAAUUGGGGCUGGUAGAGGAUUAGCCAAUCUACACAUAUCAGGAAAAGUUGUCCAUGGAAACAUAAAAGCUUCAAACAUUCUCCUCCGGGAAGAUCAUACCGCCGCCGUUUCAGAUUUCGGGCUCAACUCACUAUUCGGAACAGGUACGCCGCCGAACAGAGUGGCUGGGUAUCGAGCGCCGGAGAUGGUGGAGACAAGGAAAGCGAGUUUUAAAUCGGAUGUUUAUAGUUUUGGAGUGUUAUUGUUAGAGCUUUUGACAGGGAAAUCUCCUAAUCAAGCUUCGUUUGGGGAUGAAGGUGUUGAUCUUCCUCGAUGGGUUCAAUCGGUUGUGAGGGAAGAAUGGACGGCGGAAGUGUUUGAUGUUGAAUUGAUGAGAUAUCAGAAUAUUGAAGAAGAGAUGGUUCAGUUGUUGCAGAUUGCGAUGACAUGUGUUUCGCAUGUGCCGGAUGAAAGACCGACAAUGGAGGAUGUUGUUCGUAUGAUUGAGGAGAUGCCGAUGAAUAGGGCGGUGGUCGGGGAAACCGACGACGGAAUACGGCAAUCUUCCGAUGAGCCGCCGUGAGAAUUGGGGACCAUGUAAUAGGACAAGGGAAAAUAAUUCUUCUUUUAGAUAUUUUUUUAAUGUGAGAAAAAAUUGGGAGAUAUUCUUUUAGGGAGUGUUUGGAUGUAAUUGUUUAUUUAUUCCUGGGUUGGUGGUUUCUAUUAUUAUAAAUAUUAUUAAAUAGGGGGUUGGGGAUGUUGUAAUUUGACUAUUGGAUUUGGAUUGAUUUUUAGUUAUUAUUGUAAAGGUAU
Messenger RNA from Impatiens glandulifera, 2293 nucleotides. Its product is annotated as probable inactive receptor kinase At2g26730. Bases 147 to 2063 code for a protein of 638 amino acids. The transcript is spliced from 2 exons. Gene Ontology annotation, molecular function: protein kinase activity; ATP binding; protein binding. NCBI's taxonomy places the organism in Eukaryota, Viridiplantae, Streptophyta, Magnoliopsida, Ericales, Balsaminaceae. The record is from RefSeq and is a predicted model, not a curated record. Gene Ontology annotation, biological process: protein phosphorylation.